Molecule: messenger RNA, 732 nt
Organism: Miniopterus natalensis
Lineage: Eukaryota; Metazoa; Chordata; Mammalia; Chiroptera; Miniopteridae
Gene: S100A10
Product: S100 calcium binding protein A10
Cellular component (GO): cytoplasm
Molecular function (GO): calcium ion binding; calcium-dependent protein binding
Source: RefSeq, a predicted model, not a curated record
GUCAACUAGAAAAUAAUUCCUAGACCUGGCUCGGGGCCAGCGCGCCCCACCCGCAGAACCGCUGGAUUCUUUGAUUUCCUCGCUCGCUCUCCAAAACCAGCCCGAGAGGAAAGGCACGGCCGAGGGUGGGGAUGUCCUGAAAUAUCCACGCGCGUUCCUGUAGGAUGAGAAGUUUACGACCUCACCAAAAUGCCGUCUCAAAUGGAACACGCCAUGGAAACCAUGAUGUUCACGUUUCAUAAGUUUGCUGGGGAUAAAGGCUACUUAACAAAGGAGGACCUGAGAGUGCUCAUGGAAAAGGAGUUCCCUGGGUUUUUGGAAAAUCAAAAAGACCCUCUGGCCGUAGACAAAAUAAUGAAGGACCUGGACCAGUGCCGAGACGGCCGGGUGGGCUUCCAGAGCUUCUUUUCGCUGAUUGCGGGGCUCACCAUCGCGUGCAAUGACUAUUUUGUGGUGCACAUGAAGCAGAAGGGAAGGAAGUAGGCGGCACCGAGCAGUUGCUUCCGCCCUGAGAGAGCUCUCCCAGGGGGGCCUACGGAGUAGGUGCCCCCCACAGCUUCCCCCGUAUGAGGAUUUCAUGAGCCGAUCGGGACCCUUCAAAAAUGUACAAAUAAAAUCUCACCCCCACUCAACAAGGGAAAGAAAAGCCAAUGGAAGCCAGAUAAGCUUUUGAUUUUUAUAUUGCUUGUGUCCUCUUGCCCUCAAUAAACAAAUUUCUUUUUUAGUUCCUAA